Bathycoccus prasinos is the source of this 2034-nucleotide messenger RNA. RefSeq lists its product with no specific name. The record is from RefSeq and is a predicted model, not a curated record. Bases 1 to 2034 code for a protein of 677 amino acids. Lineage: Eukaryota; Viridiplantae; Chlorophyta; Mamiellophyceae; Mamiellales; Bathycoccaceae. The transcript has a single exon.
AUGGAGAAAAAACGCCACGAAGGCGGUAGCGAAGCGGGACGUGAUAGUUGUUUGCAAGUCAGAAACAGCACCAACGAGAACCAGAGCGCGGGGCAAAGACCACACGCGGCGUCUCCUCAGCAACCGACGGAGACGACGAGUUCAAAAAAGGCGACGAGAACGUUUCCUUCGUCGCCGAACAAAGUCUCGUCGUCUGUUGCGUCUGCUGGUCACGAGCAAAGGUCACUCGACGAUCGAAUGAGCGACAUUGGUGGUACUCUGCAAACGUUGUUUACCCCUGAUGAACGCGAGGAAAACGACAGAAGAGAAGAGAACGACGACUUUCGCACACCAACGACGACGACGACGGCAACGCAGCGAGGGCGAGGAGUAGACAAAGAAAAUUUUGAAAUUUUCAAAUCCUUUACGGAAGGACCUCCAACUGUAGGGUUUAAGAGGAAAAAAACAAAUCUCUCAUCUUCCCGCAAAACACCACAACUCACAAAACCAUCGUCGCCUCUCUCUCUCGGUGGUAGUGGCGGUGGUGGUUUUACCUCUGCUCUCGCUGCCGCGAGGGGCGACGGUGGUGGCGUCGUCGACGGGUUUGGCGACGAGGGAGGGAAUCGUGGUCCUUUGCAGCGAUUCAUCGUAUCGCAAUAUGAUAAAAAUCAGAAGUUUUUGCGUUGCUUGCACAUCGAUCGAGUUGGGGAACAGUGCACCUUCCGCGCUACAACGUACGCUCCCGGGUCAGACCAAAAGAAAGAUGUGGACAGUUGCCCGAAGCACGCCGGGCUGAAAAUUGAAUUUGUUUCUUGUCUUUGCACGUUCUUCGACGAAAGCACGGGCAAGCAGUGCCCGAUACGAGCGAAUUUUGGCUUGCCUUCGAGGAAGGAAAAGGUGUACUGUUCAACGCACGCCAAAGUAAAGAACGGUACGUUGCGCGAUGACGAGGAGAAGUACGUCGACGUCGUUAAUAAAAAGUGCACGUUCUUCGACGAAAGCACGGGCGAGCAGUGCCAGAUACAAGCGGUUUUUGGCUUGCCUUCGAGGAAGGAAAAGGUGUACUGUUCAACGCACGCCAAAGUAAAGAACGGUACGUUGCGCGAUGACGAGGAGAAGUACGUCGACGUCGUUAGUAAAACGUGCACGUUCUUCGACGAAAGCACGGGCGAGCAGUGCCAGAUACAAGCGGUUUUUGGCUUGCCUUCGAGGAAGGAAAAGGUGUACUGUUCAACGCACGCCAAAGUAAAGAACGGUACGUUGCGCGAUGACGAGGAGAAGUACGUGGCCCUUUACAUUAAAACUUGCGAGAUUUGCGGGGUGAUGCCGGGGUACUACAAAAUCGCAGGCAGCGUUUUGGUGAGAGACGACGGCGUUACUUGCUAUGAAUGGAAGUCGGCUUGUUGGUAUUGCGCGACGUGGCAGAAUCCUGCAGACGUCAUGUUUAACAAAGACGCGUACACGGAGAAGGAGGGCGAAAGAAAACCCGAGGCCUCGAAAACGUACAUGCGCAGAGAGCACAUCGCCAUUCAAAGCCUACUCGAACGCAUUGGAAAAGACGGCUUGAAUCUCUAUUUGGUACACAAUAGAGUUAUCAAAACGGGCGCAUGUUGUCGUGACGAUGGCGAGAGGCAUCGUCGACGACUUGAUGCUUCGAUAAUCGUCCACACCCGUUCAGAAGAAGGUGUCGACGGCGAGGGGGCUCCGAUAUUAAUUGGUUUAGAGUGCGACGAGAACGGUCACAAGUCGUACGAUAAAAAUGAUGAAGCAAAACGAGUCAACGAAAUUCAAAUGGCGUGGGGCGUCAACGCCAGCGUUUAUUUGCGCUUCAAUCCGGACGGAUACAUUCCGUGUGGCCAAACUACGAAACGAACUGGAUUUUUCGUUCGUAAAAAUGAGGACAAGAAGGAAAUAGAUUACCGUCUCGACGUCGUGUGGGAGAAGUUGAAAGAACUCGUUACUCACAUCCAAACGCAUGGACCGCAAGACUCGUACGAAAGCGUCUUUCUCUUUUUCGACGGCCAUAAUGACGAGGAUUUCCGGAAGAGAGAUUAA